Colletotrichum karsti is the source of this 753-nucleotide messenger RNA. RefSeq names its product ribosomal protein L16p/L10e. Gene Ontology annotation, biological process: mitochondrial translation. The record is from RefSeq and is a predicted model, not a curated record. Gene Ontology annotation, cellular component: mitochondrial large ribosomal subunit; ribosome. Lineage: Eukaryota; Fungi; Ascomycota; Sordariomycetes; Glomerellales; Glomerellaceae. The transcript has 3 exons. The coding region runs from base 1 to 753 and encodes 250 amino acids. Gene Ontology annotation, molecular function: structural constituent of ribosome; rRNA binding.
AUGAGGCCAAACGCUCCCACGGCGCUUCUCAGCGCCUUCCAAGGCCUCAGAAUCUCCGCAGCACCGUCCGUCACGCCAUUUGGUGCUGUGGCUCGACCCCAAUUGGCCAAGCCGCUGGUCGCAUCACAAAUUCUCCGCGAUGUCCGCCCAUUCUCCUCGACGACCGCCAGGCAAGGCAACUGGCUCGAACCAGCGAUCGACCGAACGAAGAAGAUGAUGAAGGGCAGGCCUCGCGUGGCAACUGGAGGAUCAACAAAGGGAACGACGGUUAUCUGGGGCGACUAUGGCCUUCGCAUGAAGGACCACCACCGAAGAAUCAGCGCGAAGCAGCUCAAGAAUGCCGAAGACACCAUCAAGAUGAGAUUGCGUGGUCAGAAGUACCGUCUGUACAAGAGGGUCUGCUGUAACGUUGGCGUCUACAUGUCUGGAAACGAUAUGCGUAUGGGUAAGGGAAAGGGUUCUUUCGAUCAUUGGGCUGCGCGUGUGGCAGUCAACCAGAUUGUUUUCGAAAUCAAGGGAAUGCUCCACGAGGCUGUAGCCAAGGAUGCAUUCCGUCUGGCCGGCAACAAGCUGCCUGGCCAAUGGGAGUUUGUUCACAAGGGAGAGGCACCGGUUGUUGGUAUUACCAAGCUGGACGGUGUUACGUUGGAAGAGUUGAAGAGACCGAGAAAGCAGAUUGCGCCUAAGGAUUUGCUGGCUGAGGCUUCUUCCAAGCCUACGAGCGCAUCUUCUGCCAGCUCACCUUCUGCUUAA